Parathielavia appendiculata is the source of this 1914-nucleotide messenger RNA. RefSeq names its product WD40 repeat-like protein. Gene Ontology annotation, cellular component: small-subunit processome; nucleus; 90S preribosome. The transcript has 4 exons. Bases 1 to 1914 code for a protein of 637 amino acids. Lineage: Eukaryota; Fungi; Ascomycota; Sordariomycetes; Sordariales; Chaetomiaceae. Gene Ontology annotation, molecular function: protein binding. The record is from RefSeq and is a predicted model, not a curated record. Gene Ontology annotation, biological process: maturation of SSU-rRNA from tricistronic rRNA transcript (SSU-rRNA, 5.8S rRNA, LSU-rRNA).
AUGAAGUUGACGAAUCCGGGCGCAGUCCCUGUAUACACUGUCGCGGGGCCAUCGACUGCUCGCCCCCUGCCAGACUGGCUCGCCCGCCGCAGGAAGAGAUCAUCCAAGUACGAUCCCGAAAACCUCAACAAUUUUGAGCUUCUACAAGAGUUUGAGUUUGAAGAGGCAAGCAACUGCGUCCGAGUGAGCGAGGAUGGCAACUGGAUCAUGAGUUCGGGUACAUACAAGCCCCAGUUCCACGUUCAUUCGACACAAGAAUUGUCCCUGUCCUUCUCGCGCCACACCAAGUCCGAGAACACAACCUUCCUCCUGCUCAGCUCCGACUACACCAAGAGCGUGCAUCUGCAGACCGACCGGUCGAUAGAAUUCCACACACCAAUGGGAUGCCACUACGAGGUCAGAAUCCCGAGGUUCGGCCGAGACUUGGCCUAUUUGCGCCAAAGUACAGAGGUGCUCAUCCCCGCCGUUGGGGUGAGCGCGGAUGGGUCCGGAUACGGAGAGGUAUUCCGGCUGGAUCUAGAGAGGGGCCAGUUCCUCCGCCCGUGGCAGAUUGAUGUGGGCGGAGACGAUCCCGGGAGCGGCUUGCAGGGAAGCAUCCACGUAGGCGCCGUCAACGUGGCGGCGGUAGCAGAGAAGACGCACGGCCUGUGUGCGUUUGGCACGUCCAUCAGCACCGUCGAGUUCUACGAUCCGCGGAGCAAAGGGAGAGUGGCUGUGCUGGGAGGCCACGAUGGCGAGGUUACCGCGUUAAACUACAGCGAUGACGGGCUAUCUCUCGCACUCGGAACGAGCACCGGCCAAAUUCGCAUCUUCGAUUUACGAAACCCCCGUCCCCUGCUCAAGAAGGACCAAGGCAUGGGGCUGCCGAUCAAAAAUUUGAUCUACUUGAAGACUCCUACCGAGGAGCGCAAGCUACUCUCGGCCGACAAGCGCAUCAUCAAGAUCUGGGAUGAGCACACUGGUGACUUGUGGACUUCGGUUGAACCGUUGGUUGACAUCAACCAUGUCACUCACGUCCCAGACUCUGGCAUGAUCUUGACAGCCAACGAAGGCAAACACAUGCAUUGCUUUUUUAUUCCGAACCUGGGCCUCGCCCCCAAGUGGUGCCACUUCCUGGACAACCUGGUCCACGAAAUGGAGAACGAGACUCAAACCGAGACCUACGACAAUUACAAGUUCCUCACAAAGCCCGAGCUCAAGUCGCUCAGCCUGGACCACCUUAUUGGAAAAACCAACCUGCUCCGGCCUUACAUGCACGGCUAUUUUGUUGCUGCUAAGCUGUACGACCAGGCCCGCCUUAUCGCCAACCCGUACAUCUGGGAAGAGGAGCGGGCCAAGCGGGUCAAAGAGAAGAUUGAGAAGGAGCGCGCAAGCCGCAUCAGAGGAGUCAAGAAGGUCAAGGUCAACCAGAAACUGGCGGACAAGAUCCUGCAGCGGCAGGAGAAGAGAGCCAAGGUCGACCUUGAAGCCGGCGUUCUCGGCGAUUCCCGUUUCGGCAAGCUCUUUGAGGACGAAGAAUUCAAGGUGGACGAGACCAGCUACGAGUUCCGGGCUCUCAAUCCCAGCACCCAAGUGGAGAACACCAGCCCUAGCCAAAACGCUCGCAUUGGAGCGGACGAUUCGAGCGACGAUGAGAGUGGCUCCGAGGCGGAGAGCGAACAUCAGAAACCCAAGGAUGACGUGGUCAUGCAAGUAUCUUCAUCAACAGCCCGCGGCGGCAAGAUCAGGGACACAGCAAUUGGCUCGAGAGCCCAGAAACAAACCCGCGCCGCGAAGGUCCGGACAGGCGACGUCGUUGGAGAGCAACAAAUCAUAUUUGUACCAGAAUCUAAAAAGAAGCGGCAGCCCGCGCCGGCACCGAUCAAGCGCCAGGACAGGCGGAGUGCGAGCACGAACACCUUCCGCCGAUUAUAG